AUAUUCAUUCGCUCCGAUCUUAUAAUUUUAUAAUUUCCUAAUAAAAAAGAAAAAAGGAAAAAAACACGCCAACCCAAAAUCUCCGAAUCUCAAUCUCUCCUGCAAGGCAACUUCGCGAAAAUCACAAAUCGGGUUGUUUCUGAUAUUCUCUUCGGUGAUGAUGAGCUUCUCCUCCUCCUCAUUAUCACUCCCAUCAUCGUCGUUGAUCUUAAUCUUCAUCUCAUAGUCUCUGAUCAAUAUUGUUUCAUCCAAAAAAAAAUAUUCGAAAAAAUAAAAAAAAGAAAUCGGAAAAUGUAUGUGACGGCGGUUCGAACGACGGAUCUGAAUCGGAACACAGAAUGGUUCACGUACCCUGGGGUUUGGACCACCUACAUUCUCACGGUCUUCUUCUCGUGGCUCGUCGUCCUCUGCCUCUUCUCUUGCUCGCCUGGCAUGGCCUGGACCAUCGUUCACCUCUGCCAUUUCCUCGUUACUUAUCACUUUUUUCACUGGAAGAAGGGAACGCCAUUUGCAGAUGAUCAGGGUAUCUACAAUGCGCUUACUUGGUGGGAGCAGAUAGACAAUGGCAACCAACUCACUCGAAACAGAAAAUUUCUGACUGUCGUGCCUGUUGUGCUGUACUUGAUAGCCUCUCACACAACAGACUAUCAAAAUCCAAAUCUCAUCUUUAACACCCUAGCAGUUUUUGUGUUGGUAGUUGCAAAGUUCCCAAACAUGCACAAGGUUCGUAUAUUUGGUAUCAAUGCUGAUCACUGAUCUGUAAAAGAUCAAGUUUGACUAUAGUUUUCUUGGUCUUUAUCAUAUUGGCCUUCGAACGUAACGCUAAAAUCCCUGUUGAAAUGUUGAAAAUGGAAACAAUGUAUUAUUUUUUUGAAUGAAGUGAAAUUUUUACCCCCUCCUUCUCUCUGUUACAUACCAGAUGACUGGCAAAACGUCUGCAUUUGAUUCUCUCUUUGUAAGAGCUAUUUUUGCUGAAUUUGAGUGCUCAUUCCUCGUUA
This is a messenger RNA of Prunus dulcis (almond), 998 nucleotides long. RefSeq names its product ORM1-like protein 1. Gene Ontology annotation, cellular component: endoplasmic reticulum membrane. NCBI's taxonomy places the organism in Eukaryota, Viridiplantae, Streptophyta, Magnoliopsida, Rosales, Rosaceae. Gene Ontology annotation, biological process: ceramide metabolic process; intracellular sphingolipid homeostasis; negative regulation of ceramide biosynthetic process. The record is from RefSeq and is a predicted model, not a curated record. The transcript has 3 exons. Bases 292 to 756 code for a protein of 154 amino acids.